AACGAACACCGUCACGCAGUAGCGAAGCACCCGUUGCCACGAUAGUUUGGCGUUCACAAGCGUCGUGUUCGGCGCCGCCGCCGUGUUUCGAUUUUAAAAAAGGAACCAGUUCAGUGUCAAGUUCGGUGAUCGUGAUUAUGAGAUUGGCUGGAUCGCGGUGGACGUGGAGAUAUUCGUGCCACGCAGGGGACGUCGGGAGUGUUUGAAAACCGUUCCGGUGCGUCGACACGGCGGGACGCCGGCCCCUCGAUCUCUGGGAUUUUCGAUCGCCGCUUCGGAUCUCUCGGCAUGGCGACCGCCGGUCUUGAGGUGCGCGAGGCAGGACGAGCGUUGCGUGUACAAACGGAAGCUCCGCAUCUCGUUUCCAUGGGAAGCGGACGCUUGUCCACGGCGGUGACACUGCAUCCUUUGCCCGAAGGUAAGCUAACACUUGGAUCGAGUCGAGAUGCGGACAUUUCUGUGGUUGGUACCGGUGUCGAGACCAUUCAUUGCUCGAUUGAAAACAAUAAUGGCGUGGUCACUCUUCACCCCAUAAAUGGAAGCACGGCAGUCGAUGGUGUGACGAUAAAUUCGCCGGUGAGACUCGCUCAAGGUUGCAUGCUGUCGAUAGGAAGGUCGAACUACAUGCGUUUCAACCACCCAGCCGAGGCGAAGCACCUUCGAUCGGUUCUUCCUCACUCGAGGAUCUCAAUGGCGCCCAUAAGUUUCACUCUGCCGGAGAACCAGCUGCAGGAGAACUACCAUCUGGAGAGAAAGCCUCCAGUUGCACCGCGAAAAUCGCCUAGGAACUCCUGCUCGGACGACGAGAUCGGUUUCCUGGGGAAGCUGACCAAGUUCGAGAUGCUGGCGAAGCAGAACAGGAACAACUGCGUCUCACCAAAAGUCUUUCCAGUUGGAGCUGUCACCACGAACGUUCCCGCCGACCAGAUCCUCGGCCACUCCAGGUCCUCCAGCUUGGUCUCCCUGAAGAACAACAACUCACCGCUGCAGAAUCUGACGAACUUGGAUCGAAGUCGUUCGAACACACCGUCGUUCAAUUCGUCUGGCCAUUUCAUGAACGUGUCCUCGCCAGGGAACUGUUUCGCCUCCUCAUCCCCGAAUCACUGCAUCGACGAGAAUCGCCAGCGAACGCCCAGUCGCUCAAACACACCGAAUCUUCAUCAGAACGCCUCGCCGGCUAAUCACAAUCAAAUUCAAAUGUACUCCACCGCGGAAUCCUAUCUGAAGACCUACAAACCGUAUUACCGAGAGAAUAAUGAGAAGAACACUGCCAAUCAGGGUGACCUGAUGUCCCGGAGCAUGACUUGCCAGAGAUCUAGCGGUUUGGACGAGCUGAACACUCCGGAUUACGACAUGAGCCAGAGCCUGAUAGUCUCUAAGACCACCACGACCGAGUUCCUCCAGCUGGACAAGUUCAGCUCGAACCCCAACAUCUGCAACAGCCCCAGCAACGGGAAUUACUGCAGUGGUAGUCUGAGGAACGUGGCUGGUGAUCAGAAUUUCGGUUCCAAUCCGAACAUCAAGAGAAUACAGCCGCCUAGCCCGGCGUUCAAUCGUAAUCCGAAGUACAGCGAGCCAAAGAGGAGCAUGAGUCGCGUGAAGAGUCCCACGCCCAGCUUGGGGAGCGGUUGCUCGCUGGAGGAGCUGCGCGAAAGGCAGAUGGACGCUGAGAACAAGCGCAGGGAGGCGGAGUACAAGAGGAAACAGGCUCAGGAGGAUAGGCUGAGGGAACAGGAGAUGGAGAGGCAGGAGAAACUGAGACUGGAGGAGAUCCUUGCCAUGUGUGCCGAGUAUGAGAGGCAGAGCACCGUGGAAAAGCCGAGGCAGCCUAACAGAAUAAAAACGAACGGCUCACUUCCACGCGAGAAGAGACUAGGCUACAGUUCUCCUUUCGACAGCCCGAAGAGUCCAUCGAAAACGCAGCCUCAUUUCUCCUUCGACGGGACGAGACAGUCGAACUCAGCGUCCUACGAGAACGUGUGCGUGCAAAACUCGAAAAUAGUCUUCCAAAACGGUAACUCGCCUAGCAAUCGUAGGAAUCAGACCAGCCAGGUGGAGUACCAAACGAUGAACGCGCAGGAUCAUCCUCAGUCGACCACACCGAACAACAAUCAGUCGACGAAGUGGCCAAACGUUCUUGGCAACGGGGACCAUAGCUUCUCCGGCUCGAUCUCGCAGGCUCGUGUCUCUAGCUACGAGAACGCGACGAUCGACAGCUCGUUGUUGAACAACAAUGUAGGCAGCUACGCUCAAGCAAACGACUCGAAGGAGACGUCCAUGUACGGGACGAUCCAGUUGAAUGGAACGAGGAUCAACUCCCAGCCGAACAACACUCGAACGUACGAGAUAGGGAACGUCAGUCUUUACGAGAACGUCGUGGUAAAUAAUCAGAAUCAUUCCAUGCCAAAGAAGAAUGGCCAGCUAUCGAACUCGUGCGAGAUGAUAGAGAACAAGCUGGCGAUAUCGAACGACGACCUCUUGGAGGCUAUCGAGCAGCUCUCUAUGCUCUCCAAGUCCAAAGAGAUCUGCAUGAUUCCCAAGAAAAACAAUUCUGAGAAGGAUAACGCGAAAUCGAACGAAGCAAAGGCUGAUAAAGAGAGGAAGGAGCUCGAGGAGGAGGACAGGAGGAAGUACAUUGAGUUCCUGCAGAACGAGAAGGUCCAUAUCCUGGGAAACAUGGACGCUUUGAAGAGGAGCGUGGCAGAUAUAGAGAUUCAGGAAGAAGAAAUCAGCAGAGAGCUCGAAUUAGAGAAGGCGCUGUUGUCAGCGGAGUACGAGUCGGAAUCGUUGAAGCUCAGUCAGGACGAGGGUGAAAAGAUAAAGAUACAAAUGCGGAUCAACGAGCUGGAGAGACAAAUGGCGGAGGACAACACGAUGCAAGCGAACUUGCAAGCGGAUGCCAAGUUGAGAGUUCAGAGAGCUCAGCAGGUUUGCGGUCGGUUGGAAGAAGAGUUGGCGAACUGCAUGGACGAAGCAUCGCAGCAAAAUAUCACUGAGAAACUUGUGGCGCAGCAAGAUGUCUUGGAGUCUGAAAGAAAGGCGUUCGAAGACCUGGAGUUCCAUCAUCUCGAAGAAGAAGCUAGCAAACUGGCGACCAGAGAAGAAUUACAAAGAUACUUGAGCGAGUUGACGACCAAGAUAGAAACCAGGAAGGCUAGGUUAGGUCAUUUAGAGUCGCAAAGAUCUGAGGCUAAGUGCACAGCGACCAAGGAUGCGAGAAGUCUGGAGAGACAGAAACUGGCGCAUUUGAAGCGGUUGGAAGAAGGACGAAACCGAGUUAGAGCGAUAAACGACGAACUGACGAAAUUGGCGCAAAAUUCACGGGAGAACACCGAGGAGAAACGAUCACCGAGCAGGGAGGACUUCGACAGGAUCUCCAGGGUCACCACUGACUCGCCAAUCGUGAACAAUCAGGGCAGCUUGGGAAGGAAGACUAUCGAGUCCCUCAAGGAAAUUGAGAGAAAUCGACAGCUUCAUUUAGCAAAACAAGGUAGUCAAGUAAUUUCGGAAGAGAGACGAAGAGUGGAAGAAUUGAAACGAAGGGUGCAAGACGAAGUUAGGUCACAGUGGGAGGAAAGGAAGAUGAACUGCACCUCUUUCAACAGUGUCGAAUCGGGGGAAGAGUCUUCCAGUUAUUCAACGGGACCAACCGAAAGUGGCAGCGGAAGCAGCGACGGUGCAGAGGGCGCAAACAGCGAGAAAUUGUCACCUAGCAAGCUUUCUGAGCUCACGUCAUCCAGUCCAGGACCUUCGAAUAAUUCCUACAGUUUGCUCCAAAAUGAUAACAUGAGAGACGAUCGAAGAACAUCGAUGGAAGGCGAGAGACUUAGCAAUAACAGCGGGGGAAUCACCGACGGAAACGGAAGUCGUCCUCUUUCGCAGACCUCCAGCGAAAUGGACACGCUUGGACCGCUGCAAUCAGUAAAACAUCGUGAAAAGGCUAAACUGCAGAGGCCGCUCACGAGAUACCUCCCCAUCAAGUCGGAGUCCCUGGACCUGAGGCAUCACAUCGAGACUGCCGGGCACCAGCUACCCCUCAUACACGAUGUCACGGUCGACACGUACAGUUGCAGCGGUUACCUGUCGAAGAUGAGCAAAAAGUUCCACCAUUGGAACAAACGGUGGUUCGUCUUCGACCGGAAGAGGAAGACAUUGUCGUACUACAACGACAACUCGUCCAGGAAGGCGCGCGGAGUGAUCUACUUCCAGUCGAUCGAAGAAGUAUAUGUGGACCAUAUGAACACCGUGCGUUCGCCGCAGCCAUCGUUGACAUUUAUCAUUAAAACGUCGUCGAGGUUAUAUCACUUAAUGGCGCCGAGUGCAGAGGCUAUGCGUAUCUGGGUGGACGUUGUUUUCACCGGGGCUGAAGGAUACCACGAGUUCGAUCACGGCAUCUGAUCGAUCGAUCCUUCUCACGUUUCUGGUCAAGAAUCGUUUUUUAAUGAAACACGAUCCAACGUGAACUCUCGCCCGCAACAGGCCGGGGAAAAAUGAGCGUGAUUUACUCGAGGACAAGGUUAAUCGGUCAAAAUACGAUUGCCAUGUUUGAUGUUGUAUUUAAAUUGCAUCGACGCUCGAUUACUUGUUUAAGUAGCCUGCAUGGAAAUUGAAAAUCAAAUUUUAGCGUUAAUGGAACCGUAAUAUUCGAAGUAGUAUGCCAUUGAGAACAACGAUAAGUGUUUUUAGGUUAUAAUCCGAUACAAGGGCCCGGGAAUGAACGAUAAAAGACGAUAAAACUUCCCCGGACGACUUUGCACGAUCUUUAGAAAGUAAUUGAGAAUUUUAUGCGAAUGUUUGAUUUACUCGUGCCAAUAAGUUUAAGAACAGGGGCAUUAACGUCGUGCAAAAGUAUUAUCCAUUCGAGUGCAGACUAAUCACGGACUUCGUUCUAUUUAAAGGAAAUGAAUUUUAUAGAAUUUACUGUUGAAGUUUGUAGACAUUUUUAAUCUAGUCUUCCAACAUAGAUACUUUCAAGAACGCGUUGAAAAAUGGUCUUCGAUAGCCGGCCAUGUGUUCUGGAAUUGAGCAGAGGUCAGGUCCCCCCCCCAAAAAAAAAAAAAAACUGUAAAUACGUCCCACGUUAUACAUUUAAUUCGACACUUUUAGUGGAUAUUUUGAUACUGCGUAAUAACCAAGAAUUAAGAAAUCCUCCGUGUCUUUAUACGUCCGAAGGAAUUUUUAAAACAUACGUACAUGGUUUUUGUAAUUUUGAUACUUUACGUAUUGUUACAACGGGUAAGUAAACACGUAUUAAAAUAUUACACGAACAAUUGUAAUUCUUUGACUAAAUUUUAAGUCGAGAAAUAUCUUUGAUUAACGUAAAGAUAGCUGGAUAUCCUGCGUAAUUUGUAACAGAGCCGCAGUUCUGUAAGUAAAUCGUUCAAUAACCUUUCUUACGUAUCGACCAUGACCGCUGUUAAUUUCUUAAUAUUAUACGGUUUGCAACAAUGAAUCGCAAUGUCAAUUUUAAACAAUGAACAUAUAUAUCGUACGAUUGGAUCGAUCUUAUUAAAAUUAAAUUAUAAAUUGUAUCACAUAUCGUGCGUACAUAUUUUUGGAUAUAUUUACAAAAGAUAUUAAAAUGCUCUUUAUUAAGAAACUAUACACCCUAUUAACGAAUGUAUAAAUUAGUAUUUUAGAGGUACGUGUCUUGUAUAAUAAAACAAACAUACAAUAUUUACAAGAACCUUAAUUUCUCAUUAAUAUUUUCAAAUAUUUUUCAUUACGAUCUUUUUAAUGCGCAGAGUGUUGGUCGAGGUUAACUUUACGACAACUAUUGUAUUUUUAACAGAUCUCUACCAAUCUGAAGGUAUAGAAUCUCGCUGUAAUGGUAAUGCCAUAAUUUCCUUACACUCUAUACUAUUUAAGACGUAUAAGAGAUGCAAUGAUCGUCUCUGAAAUCUAAGGGCAUACGUCAAAUUUCAUAAGAAGAAUAUUCUGUUCGUAAUUAGAUAAAAUGCAAAAAUUAACGUAAUUUCUAAUGUUACAAGACUUCGGAACGAUUAACAUUGACGUAUCUCUAUUUCCAUGAUCGAAUACUAAUAGUUUUAUUAAUUCGAACAGUAAACAAAACUUCUCUCAUUCGUAGCAAAUAAUAGUUAAUUUACUGAACGCUUCUAAACAAAUUUAAUGAUUUUUUAAAAGAGAAAUACAUAUUUCGAUGUUAUUUGUUCGUAAGUCUUGUAACUUUAGGAGACGAUAUUUCCUAAACAAGAUAUUUGCUAACGUAAUUCCACAGGACUAAUUUAUUUGCUCGAUAGUCCUAUAUACAUAUGUAUAAACCUCAAAUCUGGACAUUUAAAUCUGAAACAUCCUUCGAAAGGUUACGUAAACUCCCAUUCAUCGUUGAACAAAGAAUAUGGUAACUAUAAGUACACAUUACGAAAGCUAUAGUGACAAAGUGAGACGAUUGCAUGGCGAUCAAUUCUUGUUAAAUAAAAAUUCAUUUUG
Messenger RNA from Colletes gigas, 6450 nucleotides. RefSeq names its product pleckstrin homology-like domain family B member 1. Gene Ontology annotation, molecular function: protein binding. The transcript has 13 exons. Lineage: Eukaryota; Metazoa; Arthropoda; Insecta; Hymenoptera; Colletidae. The record is from RefSeq and is a predicted model, not a curated record. The coding region runs from base 289 to 4398 and encodes 1369 amino acids.